AUGGCGCAGUCGUGGCUCUUCGGAUUAAGCAAGUACCCUUCUUCUUCUCCCGCUGCGUUCAAUGACUGCCCCUCAAUUUGCAGCUCUCGCCCUAUUGACCAUCGCAAAACACGCCCAAUUGACGCAUCCAAUUCAUCUGACGCGCUGCGCCUGUAUUACCAGAACGUGCGUGGUUUGAAAUCAAAGAUUUGUGAGUGCUUCGUUGCUACAUCAGAGCUCGGCUACGAAAUCUACUCAUUCACCGAAACCUGGCUCGAUUCUUCAGUACCGUCUAGUCAGCUGUACGGCUCAGAUUAUAAUGUAUUUCGUUGUGACAGAAGUAGUGUCAAUAGUCGUCGUAGCAGGGGUGGCGGAGUACUUAUAGCGGUGUUAAACAAGUUCAGCGCAUCAUUGGUUACUUUGACUAAUAACAAUUGCAUAGAAGCUUUGUGGGUGAAAGUUUCUCAUGCUCAUAGUUCGUUUUUAAUUGGUACAGCAUAUAUUCCACCGGAAAAAAGUCAAGAUGGAUCAAUUAUCGAUCAGCUUGUUGAUGGCUUAUCUGAAGUUAGAUUGCAACAUCCUUCGUGCAGCGUUAUUCGUCUUGGUGACUUCAACCAACCGCAAUUGACGUGGAUUCGUGGUGACAGUAACAGUAUGAUGAUAGACUCUACUUCAGUAUUAACAUCGGCUAGUGCAUCACUUUUGGAUGGAAUGCAACUGAAUGGAAUGGAUCAAAGAAACUCUCUACGCAAUUCUCAAAACCGAACGCUGGACUUGGUUUUUACGGACGAUUCUAUCUCAAUAAGCUCGGUCACUGAGGCCAUCGAUGCCGUUGUUCCGAUUGACACGUACCAUCCUCCGUUCAAUUUUGAUAUCUCUUCUCCAGACCCUAUCGUUUUUGAUGAGGCGUUCGAUACUUCAGCUCGCAACUUCAAUCGCGCAGAUUUUUACACGAUGAAUCGAGUGCUUUCUGAAAUCAAUUGGACGGAUUUCCUCAAUUGUACGGACGUUGAUAUUGCCGUGAGAGUAUUUAGCUCAAUUUUGGAUGAUGUUUUUAACAACUCAGUACCCUUGGUGCGACCUCUUCUUCGACCUCCCUGGAGUAGAUAUACAACAACCAUUCAGUCGAACCAAUUUAUUCGGAACAACUGGCUUUGUGGUGGAAUGAAGCUUAAAACCGAAUGCGUGAGAUUUAUUUCUAACAACAGCGAAAACAACUACAACAACAACAACAACCGACAGCCUAACAACAAUCUGGCACCCUUUUAUGUUGCUAAUGAUGGGAAAGUUGUAUUGUUGCUGGCUGAGGCCGAGGAAAUCCAUCCGGGCGUAAUUAUCCUGCCGAUCCUGCUGAAAGGUACUUCCAUUUGGUCCUUCGAACCGGAUGCCCGUCGAACUCCGAGCAUCCGGAACCUAUACACGAUUUACGGAAGUCAUCUACAACACCUCCACGUUCCCGGAUUUGGAUUCGUUCCUGCUGUAAUAAAAAUACAAGGCAAUCUAAUUGCCUCUAGAAGCCUAGAGACUUCUUUCAACCUCAUCAAGGUUUUCGUCGACAACUACGACGAAGACACUCAAUCAGUUGAAGUCCCCGUGAGGCUAGAGAAUCUCGGUGUUCUCUGGGCAGACUACUCCAAGACCCAAGCUGAGCUGGAAGCUUCCGAUGUCGACGACAUGGCAAUCGUCGAGCAGCAAUUCAAGCAGCGAUCGCAUUUCGAGACAGAAUACUACAGAGUGAAGGGAUUCUUGCUGGCCGUAAAUAAACAUGCUUCGACUCCGUAUUCUCAUCCUGUUCAGUCCCAUGCGCACUUCCCUGCUUCCUCCCAGAUACGGCUACCCGACGUAAAGCUCCCCGUGUUCAACGGGUCGUUAGAGCAAUGGUUAAACUUCCACGAUCUUUUCGUUUCUUUGGUGCACUCAUCAAGUGAUUUAUCUAACAUCCAAAAGUUUUAUUAUUUGAGAUCGUCGUUGAGUGGAGAUGCCCUUAAGUUAAUCCAAACUAUUGCAAUCAGUGCCAAUAACUAUCCCGUCGCCUGGAAUCUUCUCAUUGAGCAUUUUCAAAAUCCAUUACGCUUAAAACAAACUUAUGUUGACUCGUUGUUCGAAUUUUCGCAACUUAAGAAAGAAUCAGCUUCAGAUCUUCAUUCGUUGGUCGAAAGGUUUGAAGCUAACGUUCGAAUCCUAAAGCAGCUUGGAGAAAGAACUGAAUAUUGGGACAUUUUGCUCAUCCGAAUGCUGAGUAUCCGCCUUGAUUCAACAACUCGUCGAGAUUGGGAAGAGUUUGCGUCGGCGAAAGAGUCAACUACAUUCCAAGAUCUGGUAGGCUUUCUUCAACGACGAGUUACGGUUCUGCAGUGCAUGAGCAAUGGCCAGCAAGAGCAUUCAGCAACGACUUCAGCGAAAAAAUCGACUUCUCGUCCUCCACUCGUUAGCCACGGAGCAACUCAGUUCAACUAUCGGCAGUGUUUCGCUUGCUCCGACCAUCACCCUUUGUAUCAGUGUCCAGUUUUCUCAAAAAUGACCUCCGAAGACAAAGAAAAACUUGUGCGCCGCCAACAGCUUUGUCGAAAUUGUCUACGGAAGGGCCAUGUGGUUCGAAACUGUUCGUCGAAGAACACCUGCCGGAAAUGCCGAGGACGACACCAUAGCCAGCUGUGCAGCGACGAUCGCACUCAUCAGGAGCGCCUCAACCAGCGAGUCGAAGCAAGCGCAACGACGGAGACCAAUGCGGCUUGCGAAGCAGCUUCACCAUCACUGUCAGCCGCGAUUCACAACCCAGGGACUGGUCGUCUUUCUAACAGGGUGAUUCUCGCAACAGCAGUGGUCACUUUGGUCGACGAUCACGGCAACUCACACGUAGCAAGGGCACUGCUGGACUCAGGAAGCGAGUGCAGCUUCAUUACUGAGUCAUUUUCUCAACGGCUUCGGAUUCAUCGGCAAAAGGUUCAUCUCUCGAUCUCCGGAAUUGGUCACUCUUCUACACAUGCCCGUCUGAAGCUCCGCACCACAGUACGCUCACGCACCACCCGGUUUUCCACCAUCGUCGAAUUGCUUGUGCUUCCGAAACUCACCCUAAAUCUACCGUCGACAACCAUGGACGUUUCGAGCUGGGGUUUUCCGGAGGGAAUUCAGCUAGCAGAUCCAGCUUUCUACCAGUCAAAUCCCAUCGACGUGGUUCUGGGCGCUGAAAUAUUCUUCGACGUCUUCAAACCAUCAGGCAGAAUAUCACUUGGAGAUGGGCUUCCGAUGCUGGUGAAUUCGGUUUUUGGCUGGGUGGUCUCUGGGAAGGUAAUGCAGUCCAAUCACCUCAAGACUAUUUCCUGCAACGUCGCUACAGUGGCGGACAUCCAACGAUUCAUGCAACGGUUUUGGGCGAUUGAGGAGGAAAGCGCCGUUCCUAGUCUCUCGGUAGAAGAAGCGGCGUGCGAGGAGCAUUUUCGUCGUACAGUUCAACGUGCGCCAGAUGGCCGGUAUAUUGUGCGAUUGCCGUUGAAGGAAGCGGCAGACAACAUAGGCGACAACUGCAACACUGCGCGACGUCGAUUUCACAUGAUCGAAUCUCGCCUUCAACGCAACAAGGAGCUGCAGAUUCAGUAUCGGGACUUCAUGGCAGAAUACGAAACCCUUGGCCACAUGCAUCGAGUGGCGGACACAGCUGGAUCCGAUUCUUCCCGGUACUACUUACCCCAUCAUCCUGUGAUUCGAGAAACGAGCUCCACACCCAAAGUCCAAGUUGUUUUCGACGCAUCGUGUAAAUCUGCAACCGGAAAAUCUCUGAACGAUGUGCUUAUGGUAGGCGCAGUAAUUCAAGACGAUCUGAGAGCCAUCAUAUUGAGGUCCAGGCUCCACCAGGUCAUGCUCAUCGCUGACAUUAAGCAGAUGUAUCGUCAAGUGCUGGUCGACGAUAGAGACACUCCACUGCAGCGGAUUUUUUGGCGGAAUUCCCCCGAGGAACCUCUACAGACUUUCGAGCUAAAAACGGUCACCUACGGCACGGCCAGCGCACCGUUUCUCGCUACCAGGGUACUUCAGCAGUUAGCCGAUGACGAAAACCAGAACUUUCCCAAAGCAUCCAAAAUUCUGAAGCGCGAUGUUUACGUCGACGAUCUGUUCACCGGAGGCAGCUCACCAGAAGAAGUAUCAGAACUACGAACUCAACUUGAUCAUCUUUGCAGAAGGGGCGGACUUGAGUUCCGCAAAUUCGCCUCAAACGUGGAAUCGGUUCUCGACGGCAUUUCUCCCGAAAGGCGUGCCAUUCAAUCUUCGGUCGAGCUCGCAGCAGACCAGUGCAUCAAAACCCUGGGUCUACACUGGGAACCAACAGCCGACAACUUACGGUUCCACAUCCAACUCCUGAAGCAACCACCAGACACCCUUAUGACGAAACGAAUCGCUCUGUCACAAAUCGCACAACUUUUCGAUCCGUUAGGCCUGGUUGGGCCAGUCAUCGUAACCGCUAAGAUAUUUAUGCAGACGCUGUGGAGCCUUACAUCCGAAGACGACAAACCUUGGGGCUGGGAUCAACCGCUACCAGAUUCUCUCGCCACUUACUGGAUCAACUACUACUCGCAGUUGCCUUUGCUUGAGCAACUCAGAAUCCCUCGAUGUGUUGUUUUGCCCGAUCCAUGUAACAUUCAGCUUCACCUCUUUUCGGACGCAUCGGAACAAGCAUAUGGCGCCUGUGCAUAUCUUCGAUCGACCGACGCUUCCGGGAAUGUUCUGGUAACCUUGUUGACAGCCAAAUCUAAAGUUUCACCGUUAAAAAGGCGCAGCAUUCCUCGACUCGAGCUCUGCGGAGCACUAGAAGCGGCUCAACUGUACCAAAAGGUCUGCUCCGCCUUCGGAUCGAGGUUUACGACAUUCUUCUGGGUCGACUCUACUACCGUUCUUGCCUGGCUUAAGUCUAGCCCAUCUGUUUGGACUACCUUUGUGGCUAACAGAGUGUCCAAAAUCCAGCUUGCUACGGUGGACAAUUCCUGGAACCAUGUUGCAGGGCAACAGAACCCUGCAGACCACAUCUCUAGAGGCAUCGAGGCAGGAACGAUUCUUUCGUGCGACCUUUGGUGGAAAGGUCCUCAAUGGCUUCAAUUUGAACCAUCGUUCUGGCCUGUUAAUCAGAAUGAUCAAUCAUUUGAGACGCAGCUUGAAUCUCGUUCUUCCCCGAUCAAACUUCUGGCAUCAACAGCAGACCCUUCCUUCGUUGAUCUUUUCGUCGAACGCUUUUCCUCCUUCCAACAUAUGCUCCGUGUAGCGGCAUUCUGUUUACGGAUCUCCGUGAACCGCAACCAACCGAAGCUCACCACCAUUCUUACACCGACCGAAAUCCAAAAUGCUGAAUUUUCCCUAAUACGAUUAGUCCAGCUCCAAGAAUUCGCCAGUGAAAUCAGCGCGCUUCGAGACUCGAAACCCAUCCACACCAAAUCACGGCUCCGAUGGUUCUCUCCGUUCCUCGAUCCUCACGGAGUAAUGCGUGUGGGAGGCAGGCUUGACAAAGCACCACUAACCUACGACAGCAAGCACCAGAUUCUGCUCCCAUAUCAUCAUCGUUUUUCGGCGUUACUCGUCCAAUGCUACCACGAACGAAAUCUACAUGCUUCACCGCAACUACUGGUCGGACUUCUUCGCCUACGAUAUUGGAUCAUAGGGGCCAGGAAUCUGGCCAAAAACAUCGUACAUCGCUGCACCAUUUGCUUCCGAGCUCGCCCUAAAUUGGUUGAACAAUUUAUGGCUGAGCUGCCCAAGGAACGGAUCACAGCCACUCGUCCAUUCACGGUAACGGGGGUUGAUUAUUGGGGCCCAAUCCUGCUGAAGCAUCCACAUCGGCGAGCCUCCCCAACAAAGGCAUUUGUGGCAGUCUUUGUCUGCUUUUGCACUAAAGCUGUACAUAUCGUACUGGUGUUCGACUUGACAACAGCAAAGUUCAUUCAGGCCUUGCGACGAUUCGUAUCUCGUCGAGGCCCACCUUCCGACAUCUUCUCUGAUAAUGGCCGAAACUUUCUCGGAGCCAAGAAUGAACUGAAACGACUUAUUCGCCAGCCAGACUAUUCGCGCAAGGUUGACCAGGAGUGCUCAGUCUGUAACAUCAAAUGGCACUUCAAUCCGCCUAGAGCAUCCCAUUUCGGUGGACUUUGGGAAUCUGCAAUUCAUUCUGCCCAGAAACAUUUCAUCCGUAUUGUCCGGGACAGACCACUUUUCUACGACGACAUGCAGACUCUCCUGUGUCAAAUUGAAAGUUGCCUCAACUCUCGUCCUCUUGUUCCCCUGAGCGACGAUCCAACGGAUUAUGAGCCAUUGACACCCGGGCACUUUCUUGUCGGCUCUGCAUUAAAGGCUGCUCCGGAUGACGAGCUCAGUGAGAUUCCGUUCAACUGCUUAAAAAAUUGGCAACAAAUCCAAAAACUGCUUCAGGAUCUCUGGCGAAGGUGGCAUCUAGAAUACAUAAAUACAUUACAACCAAGAAGCAAAUGGGUGCACUCACCUGUUUCCAUCAAGGAAAACCAGCUCGUCCUGUUGAAGGAAGAUAACACUCCACCGAUGCGUUGGCCGACGGCAAGAAUAGUACAGACCCAUCCUGGCAGCGACGGAGUAGUCAGAGUGGUCACUCUGAGGACAGCGAAAGGAUCCUGUACACGACCGGUGUCCAAAAUCUGCCUGCUGCCGAUUGCACCAUCGUUGGAGGAAUCAAUCACACCAUCCAGCGCUGAGCAAUCAACACCAGACGAGAUUCGUGCUUGA
Messenger RNA from Uranotaenia lowii, 6714 nucleotides. RefSeq lists its product as uncharacterized. Bases 1 to 6714 code for a protein of 2237 amino acids. The transcript is spliced from 5 exons. The record is from RefSeq and is a predicted model, not a curated record. Gene Ontology annotation, biological process: DNA integration. NCBI's taxonomy places the organism in Eukaryota, Metazoa, Arthropoda, Insecta, Diptera, Culicidae. Gene Ontology annotation, molecular function: nucleic acid binding.